This is a messenger RNA of Vanessa tameamea, 2748 nucleotides long. It is a transcript of the gene ChT, whose product is annotated as high-affinity choline transporter 1. Gene Ontology annotation, cellular component: plasma membrane. Gene Ontology annotation, biological process: acetylcholine biosynthetic process; transmembrane transport; choline transport. The transcript is spliced from 10 exons. The record is from RefSeq and is a predicted model, not a curated record. Lineage: Eukaryota; Metazoa; Arthropoda; Insecta; Lepidoptera; Nymphalidae. Gene Ontology annotation, molecular function: choline:sodium symporter activity. The coding region runs from base 434 to 2218 and encodes 594 amino acids.
CCAAUGACGUCAGGGGAUCGAUCGAGAGCACACCUCGGCCGCCAGCGAUCUCCUCGCGACCUGUCACAUCUGGCACGUGAGCUAGGAUGUCGACACAGCGGGUUAUGUAACGCGGCACAGGACUCCGUGGUUCAUGUUUGAGGCAGGGGAUACGCGCGCUCAUGUGCGGAUUAAGUUUUAGGACCAGAAAUAGCCCUUCGCAGAAGACCUCCCUCCGAUGGGGCGACAGCUGCACCAGGCCUAAUACUUAAGCCUCGCCAGGACGUCCAUAUAAGUUAUCCCGGAACGCGAGUGACAUAACGAUAGUGUAUUUAGAUUAUAUAUUUUAUGAUGGAUUAUUAUUACGCUUUUUAAUUCGGACUCUACUCGUAAGACAAAGGUGCGUGAGAGCGAGGCACACGUUUGAAGGGCUUUUCGUAUCAAGACAACGAAAAUGAUUAACAUAGCGGGCGUGAUCUCCAUCAUCCUAUUCUACGUGCUCAUCCUAGCCGUGGGGAUAUGGGCGGGACGGAAAAAACCAGCGGGCAACGACUCCGAAGAGGAGGUCAUGCUGGCCGGAAGAUCCAUCGGACUCUUCGUGGGCAUUUUCACUAUGACAGCGACGUGGGUGGGCGGCGGCUACAUCAACGGCACCGCGGAGGCGAUCUACACCUCCGGUCUGGUCUGGUGCCAGGCGCCCUUCGGGUAUGCGCUCUCGCUAGUGUUUGGCGGUAUAUUUUUCGCCAACCCGAUGCGCAAGCAGGGCUACGUGACCAUGCUGGACCCGCUGCAGGAUUCCUUCGGUAGCCGCAUGGGAGGGUUGCUGUUCUUGCCCGCGCUCUGCGGGGAAGUGUUUUGGGCGGCUGGCAUCCUGGCGGCAUUGGGCGCAACUUUGGCCGUGAUUAUCGAUAUGGAUCACCGGACCUCCGUGAUCUUCAGCGCGUGCGUCGCUGUUUUCUACACAUUGUUCGGCGGGUUAUACUCUGUGGCCUACACGGACGUCAUUCAGCUGUUUUGCAUCUUCAUCGGUCUCUGGAUGUGCAUUCCAUUUGCGUGGGCCAAUGAGCACGUCAAACCACUCAGUUCCAUGGAAGUGGAUUGGAUCGGGAAGAUCGACCCGGAGUACUAUUGGUUUUACGUCGAUUACGGCCUUCUGCUCGUGUUUGGAGGGAUUCCGUGGCAGGUGUACUUCCAACGCGUGCUGAGUAGCAAGACAGCGGGUCGCGCGCAAGUGCUGUCGUACGUCGCCGCCAUCGGCUGCAUCUUCAUGGCCAUCCCACCAGUGCUCAUCGGAGCCAUCGCCAAGGGUACAGCGUGGAACGAGACCGACUACCGCGGUGCUCUGACCCCGGAAGGCGAACUGACCUCCGAACAGACAUCCAUGAUUUUGCCGCUGGUGCUGCAGCAUCUCACUCCAGACUUCGUCUCGUUUUUUGGACUCGGAGCUGUGUCCGCCGCUGUCAUGUCCUCGGCUGAUUCCAGCGUGCUGAGUGCUUCUUCGAUGUUUGCCAGGAACGUGUACAAACUCAUCUUCCGUCAAAACGCGUCAGAAAUGGAAAUCAUAUGGGUGAUGCGCGUGGCCAUAUUGGUGGUGGGUGUACUGUCCACCAUCAUGGCACUCACCAUACCCUCCAUAUACGGACUGUGGUCGAUGUGCUCCGAUCUGGUGUACGUGAUCCUGUUCCCCCAACUCCUGAUGGUGGUGCACUUCAAGAAGUACUGCAACACGUACGGGUCAUUGGCUGCCUAUAUAAUGGCUUUGCUGGUGAGAUUGUCGGGCGGGGAGAAGCUGCUGGGUCUGCCGGCUCUCAUCCACUACCCGGGCUGGGAUGACGAAAAUGAGGUGCAGCUGUUCCCAUUCCGGACCCUGGCGAUGACGAUGUCACUCUUCACGCUGGCUUUUAUAUCAUGGCUCUCAGUGUUCUUAUUCAACUCGGGCUACCUGAGCCCAGAAUCGGACUACUUCAACUGCGUCGUCAACAUUCCCGAAGACAUUCGUCGCGUGGACGAGCCGUCGGAAGCGGGCGAGCAGAUGUCGGUGCUGGGGGGAGUCCCCGGUCGGCUGUACGGCGCCGCCUCCACGCUCGUGGGGCCCGACGAGAAGUCGGGGAGGAUCAACCCGGCGCUGGAGACCGACGACGACGACCUGGACGACCCCAACGACGGCCCCACGCCGCUCUUCGGCAACAGCAGCGCGCCCCCGCCGGUGCAACCCUUCGGGAAACAGACGGCUUUCUGAGACGAUUUUUAUUUUUAUUAGUUCGAACGUUUCAGUUUCCGCAAUCCCGUCACAUCGAAACCCUGAACUUGCGCUUCGACGACGACUCGACAUCGAAGCCGAUCGGUACAGUAUUACUGAGCUCAAACUAUACAUAUCAAAUAUAUGGACCGAACGAUAUCUUCCCGGUGCACACUUCUGUAUCGACACGCUCGUAGCACUGAGCGUUGCCUCAGCCUAGUGUAGCGAGUGACGAGUGCGAGAAGCUAUGUAAUAGAAUUAGUUCUGUAUUAUAAAAUUAAGAGAACUUAUUUUGUAGUCGAUGAUUAUCUAUAUACAUUCAUAUAUAUUAUAUUAUAUUAUAAUGAAACUCAUACAUAUCAAAAGCUAUAUAACUACACGUAUUGUUAGGAAAGAUAUAUGACAUUAUUUACAUUGAAGAGAUUCCUUAUUUAAGUCAAUUAAUGUAGGACGACGAGCGCAAAUGUGUAAACGCGCGAGCUUCUGGGACAUCCGAGUGCGUGUGGGGAGUUUGUGAAGUAGUCGGAGUG